Messenger RNA from Aureococcus anophagefferens, 2517 nucleotides. RefSeq lists its product as hypothetical. Gene Ontology annotation, cellular component: intracellular anatomical structure; spliceosomal complex. Gene Ontology annotation, molecular function: RNA binding; ATP binding. The record is from RefSeq and is a predicted model, not a curated record. The transcript is spliced from 2 exons. NCBI's taxonomy places the organism in Eukaryota, Pelagophyceae, Pelagomonadales, Pelagomonadaceae. Gene Ontology annotation, biological process: mRNA splicing, via spliceosome. The annotation marks the transcript as partial.
CGGCGGUCGCAGCUCCACGCGGAUCAGGCCGCGUGGGAAGAGAAUCGGCUGCUCACGUCGGGCGUCGCGAGCGAGCGCGAGGUCGAGCUCGACUUCGACGACGAGGCCGAGGCGCGCUGCACGCUCCUCGUGCACCAGCUGCGCCCGCCAUUCCUCGACGGUCGCGUCGCCUUUACGACGCAGCAAGACAUGGUGCCGACGGUCCGAGACGCGACGUCGGAUAUGGCCACGAACGCGAGGAACGGCUCAGCGCGCCCCGCCGCGCUCCUCCGGUCCAUGCGACAGACGCGCGAGCGGAGCAAGAUGCGACACCGCUUCUGGGAGCUCGGCGGGAGCCGCAUGGGCGAUGCGCUCAAGGGCGGCGAUCAGGGACGCGGCGUCAGCAUGGCGGCGGCCCCCGGGGAGCUUUCACGCGAUGCGCGCGAGCGCCGCGCGGCGCGCGCCGACGCGGAGUACGACCACCGUGCGGACGGCUCGUUCCGGGGUGCCCGAGCGGGAGGGGCGGAGCCUGGGCAGCGGCCUGGCGCAUCUGAGUUCACGUCCUCGAGGUCGAUCUUGGAGCAGCGGCGGAGCCUUCCCGUACGCGGCGUCCGGGAUGCGCUGCUCACGGUCGUCCGUGACAACCAGGUCGUGAUCAUCGUCGGCGAGACGGGGUCUGGGAAGACGACGCAGCUGACGCAGUACCUUCGCGAGGACGGGCUUGGCGCAGGCGGGCGCAUUGGCUGCACGCAGCCGCGGCGCGUCGCGGCAAUGAGCGUCGCGGCACGCGUAGCGGCGGAGGUUGGCUGCGACGUCGGCGAGGAGGUCGGCUACGCGAUUCGUUUCGAGGACGUGACGAGCGAGCGGACGGUGAUCAAAUACAUGACGGACGGCGUCCUCCUCCGCGAGUCGCUCCGCGAGCCCGACCUCGACGGCUACGCUGUCGUCGUCAUGGACGAGGCACACGAGCGUAGCCUCCACACGGACGUUCUCUUCGGUAUCCUGCGCGACGUGCUCCGGCGGCGCCGGGACCUGAAGCUCGUUGUCACGUCCGCGACGCUCGACGCGGACGCGUUCGCGGCGUUCUUCGGUGGCGCCGCUCCUGUCUUCGCCAUCCCAGGCCGGACCUUCCCCGUGGAGAAGUACUUCGCCAAGUCCCCCUGCGAGGACUACGUCGAUGGCGCCGUCAAGCAGGCCCUCGCCAUCCACCUAAGCUACCCGCCGGGCGACAUUCUCGUCUUCAUGACGGGCCAGGAGGACGUCGAGUCGACGUGCGGCGCGCUCGCGGAGCGCUGCGCGGCGCUCGGCGACGGUGUGCCGCCCCUUCUCCUCCUCCCUAUGUACAGCCAGCUCCCCGCAGACCUCCAGGCCCGCAUUUUCGACGCGGCCGCCGGGGGCGUCCGCAAGUGUGUGGUGUCGACAAAUGUCGCCGAGACGUCGCUAACCGUCGACGGUGUCAAGUACGUCGUCGACGCGGGUUACUGCAAACUCAAGGUCUACAACCCCCGCGUCGGUAUGGACGCCCUCCAGGUCGCGCCCGUGAGCCGCGCGAACGCAGCGCAGCGCGCCGGCCGCGCAGGCCGCACGGGCCCCGGCUUCUGCUACCGCCUCUACACCGAGCGCCAAUUCCGUGACGAACUCCUCGCGACCCAGGUCCCAGAGAUCCAGCGCACGAACCUCGGCAAUGUCGUCCUCCUCCUCAAGUCGCUCGGCGUCGACGACCUCCUCGACUUCGCGUUCAUGGACCCACCACCGCAGGAGAACAUCUUAAACUCCAUGUACCAGCUCUGGGUCCUUGGCGCCCUCGACAAUGGUGGCGGGCUCAGCGACCUCGGCGCACGUAUGGUCGAGUUUCCCCUCGACCCGCCCCUUGCCAAGAUGCUUCUCUUCGCAGCCGGGCUCGCGUGUGGCGCCGAGGUCCUCGCGAUUGUCGCAUGCCUCAGCGUCCCAAAUGUCUUCUUCCGGCCCAAGGACCGCGAGGAGGAGAGCGAUGCCGCACGUGAGAAGUUCUUCGUCCCCGAGAGCGACCAUCUCACGCUCCUCAACGUCUACGCUGCGUGGCGCGCCGCCGGCUACGACGCGCGCUGGUGCGACCGGCACUUCGUCGUGCACAAGGCCCUUGCCAAGGCGCGCGAGGUCGCCGCCCAGCUUCUCGACCUCAUGGAGGCCCAGCACGUGCCCCACGAGUCCUGCGGCCCCGACAGCUGGGACGUCGUCCGCAAGGCCAUCUGCUCCGCGUAUUUCUUCAAUGCUGCGCGCCUCAAGGGUGUCGGGGAGUACGUUAACAUGCUGUCCGCCAUUCCUUGCAACCUGCACCCCUCCUCGUCGCUCUUCGGCCUCGGCUACACGCCCGAUCACGUCAUCUACCACGAGCUCGUCAUGACCUCGAGGGAGUACAUGAAAUGCACGACGGCCGUCGACGGUGAGUGGCUCGCCGAGCUCGGGCCCAUGUUUUUCUCCAUCAAGCAAUCAUAUAAGGACCGCGUCGCCAAGCGAAAGAGGGAGAGGACUGAGACCGACCUCAUGGACGCCGAGUUC